Molecule: messenger RNA, 405 nt
Organism: Alternaria atra
Lineage: Eukaryota; Fungi; Ascomycota; Dothideomycetes; Pleosporales; Pleosporaceae
Exons: 2
Coding region: 1-405 (134 amino acids)
Source: RefSeq, a predicted model, not a curated record
AUGGAAGCACAAACCCGAGACCACGCCGCUCUAGCUCGUGCAGCAAGCCCGGCCAAGCAUCAACAUCCCAAGAAGCUCCAAAAGACUAGAAGUUGGGAUCGCGUGAUCGUUUACGAUGCGGACAGUGGCGAUGUCGAUAUACGCAAGAAAGGAGAAGUGGACAGAGAAUCGAGCGGUUAUAAGAAACUAAGUUUGCCAAAGGGGAAGAAGGAGGUUUCGCUGUUCGUCGACCAGACAACGGAGACCAACUUCAAGACGGAAGAAGACUCACGCGAUAAUGAUGAUGUGUUCUUGGCAACAUUGAGUCUAGAUCAUCUCGGCCUCAUCAACCGUGCAUUCCUAAUGUUCGGCUUCCUUUCAACAUUAUACAUAUCAAUAGCAGAGCGCAAACUUGAACUCCCUUGA